This is a messenger RNA of Venustampulla echinocandica, 696 nucleotides long. Its product is annotated as PRTase-like protein. The record is from RefSeq and is a predicted model, not a curated record. The transcript has 2 exons. Gene Ontology annotation, molecular function: adenine phosphoribosyltransferase activity; adenine binding; AMP binding. Gene Ontology annotation, biological process: adenine salvage; AMP salvage. Gene Ontology annotation, cellular component: cytoplasm. The coding region runs from base 1 to 696 and encodes 231 amino acids. NCBI's taxonomy places the organism in Eukaryota, Fungi, Ascomycota, Leotiomycetes, Helotiales, Pleuroascaceae.
AUGACCGUAACCGCGCCGUCUGCACCCGCACCUGUCGUCGCCGCUGCUCCCAUCUCGCAAUCUGCCUCUGCCAGUGCCGCCAUCGACCAUGCCUCGAGACACGACCCCCAGCCCUCCUCCACUACCGCCAGUUCCUCCGAACUCGCCAGUACAAAGAUAAGCCUCCGAGCUGCCCUGAGACAGUUCCCCGACUUCCCCAUCCCCGGCAUUGACUUCGUCGACAUCCUGCCGCUCUUCGCCGACCACUCCCUCCACACAAAGCUCAUCCGCGCCCUCGAACUGCAGGUCCUCACGCUGAAUAAGGGCGUCAAGCCCGAUGUCAUAGUGGGCCUCGACGCCCGAGGGUUUCUCUUUGGUCCCAGCCUGGCACUGCGCCUGGGCGCUGGUUUUGCACCGGUCAGGAAGCGGGGGAAGCUGCCCGGGCCAACCCAGGAGGCAAGUUUUGAUAAGGAGUACGGAGCGGACGGAUUCCAGAUUCAAAGCGAUGCCGUCAAGAAGGGUCAGUCGGUAUUGGUGGUGGACGACAUCAUAGCCACUGGUGGUUCUGCUGCGGCUGCUGGGAAGCUCGUCCAGCAACUCGGCGGGAACCUAAUCGGAUUUCUCUUCAUUCUCGAAAUCGACUUCCUCAAGGGAAGAGACGUGCUUAACGCUCCUGUUCAUACGCUGCUGAGUGACAAUAUGGGUAGUGGAAACUAA